UUUGAGAUGUUUUCACAGACAGUGUACACGGUGUUCGCGGACAUCGAAUCUCAGCGGACAAUCUCUACAAGACACUUUAAUAAACAGCUACAGAAGCAAGAACGUGUGGAUAUAAAGGAAGUCGUUUUGUUUUUUUGGUUUGUAUUUCAACUGUAAGGUUGUAAGAGAAAUACAACCCAGCACAGUCCUCUACACCAGAAUGGACGCGACUCCUGGGUGAAGUGAAUGAUGUCUCGCGCUGUUUACCUGUCACUCCUGCUGCUCGUGUUAUCGGACCAUCAACAGGUUACCUCGAGCUCCCAUGUCCCCCGGACCCACCGUGGUGUUGGAUUAGCCGGGCGGGCUUUAAAUACCACACUGACCAUGAUGUACCAAAGCGACAACGAUGAGUGUGACCUUGUGAUGAACAUCAGUGCUGCAGACCGCUGUGCGUUUGUGAAGAACACUCCAGACUGUAACCUGGAAGAUGGCUUCAUCAACUACCUUUAUUUGGCCUUCUGUCUGCUUGCUCCCAACCUCACACCCCUCACCAUCACUCUCUGUGUGAUAUGGCUGCUCUUUUUGUUCAUCAUUCUCGGACUCACAGCGUCUAAAUUUUUCUGUCCCAACCUAUCGGCCAUCUGUACCAGUCUGCACCUCACUCACAACGUGGCUGGUGUGACGUUUCUCGCUCUUGGUAAUGGAGCUCCGGACGUCUUUAGCGCCAUGGCAGCUUUCUCCCACCCACACACUGCUGGACUGGCUGUCGGAGCCUUAUUUGGAGCCGGUAUAUUUGUCACCACAGUGGUUGCAGGCAGCGUGGCGCUGGUCAAGCCUUUCGCUGUGGCCUCCCGUCCAUUUCUGCGGGACGUCAUCUUCUACAUGGUGGCUGUGUUUUGGACUUUCCUCAUGUUGUACAGAGGAACCACCACAGUGGGAGAAACACUAGGGUACCUUGGCCUCUAUGUUGUGUAUGUACUGACUGUUAUUUUCAGCGCGUACAUCUACAACCGGCAGAAACGUUUGCUGAACUCCAGUCUGCAUAGUACUGCACAAAUUCCAGCAGAGUAUCACUCGUCUGAUGAUGACCUUGCCUGCCUGAAUGGAAGAAACGUCCCACAGGAGUACGAGUCAGAGUACAGCCCGCUUCUGCCCUACUCUGAGUCCACGAGUCAGAUCAUGCUGAGUUCGAUGAACCCGGUGGACAGCAACAAGUGGAGGAGGAAACCCUGGAGCUGGAGAGCUCUCAAAAUACUGAAGACGCCUCUCGAGGUUGUGCUGCUGCUCUGCAUCCCUGUGGUCGACCCCGAUAAAGAAGACAGGAACUGGAGACGCCCGCUGAACUGCCUUCAUCUUGUCACCGCUCCUCUGGCCUGUCUGUUAGCCUUCCAGUCUGGGACAUAUGCAAAUUAUAUGAUCCAAGGGGAGUUUCCCCUCUGGCUGCUGUUUCUUCUGCUGGGAUUAUUCCUGUCUGCUAUCGUCUUCUGCACCACCACUAAUGACUCCCCUCCCAAAUAUCAUUCACUGUUUUCUCUGCUGGGCUUCCUGGUGAGUGCGCUGUUGAUCAGUGCCGCCGCCUCGGAAGUGGUCAGUCUUCUGCACAUGCUUGGCGUGGUGCUGAGUCUCAGCAACACUGUGCUGGGACUCACUCUGCUGGCCUGGGGCAACAGCAUAGGAGAUUGUUUUUCUGACAUCACCAUCGCCCGGCAGGGUUACCCACGAAUGGCCAUUUCCGCCUGCUUUGGAGGCAUCAUUUUUAACAUGCUGCUUGGAGUUGGUUUAGGAUGUCUGAUGCAGAUGGUUGAAACACACAAUAAUGUGCAGUUUGAAACAGAGGGUUUGUUGACGUGGAUUCUUGCAGGAUCCCUGGGUUUGUCAUUGGUUGUGUCCUUCAUCAUCGUUCCUCUGAGCCGGUUCCACUUGGGUAGAAGCUACGGGAUUUUUCUCCUCGUCUUCUACGCGAUCUUCCUUAUCAUUGCACUGCUUACAGAGUUUGGAAAGAUACACUUUGUGUAGAUCUGACUACACAACGUCCUUCAGUAAAGCGAAAUGACACACUGGAACAGAUGUUCAGCCUCUGCCAGGCAAGAGUAAACUAUCUGCACAUGCCAAACUGGCAAAUACAAAAAGACUGAGACUUCUCUGCUCAGGGAGAACUGAAAUUAUUACACUGUGCCUUUAUUAAACUUUUAGUUUGUGCUGACUGGAUCUGGCACUUUGUGAGUCCAGAAUGAAAACACAGGUUGUAAAAAUGUAUACUUUAAAACAUUGUGAAUUUGUUAAAUAUACUGUGAAUCAAAAUGUUAAAAUGACCUUGUACAAAACUGCUUUACGGGCAUUAAAUAAUUUUGGUUUGGUGUUUUA
Eleginops maclovinus (Patagonian blennie) is the source of this 2343-nucleotide messenger RNA. RefSeq names its product solute carrier family 8 member B1 (gene slc8b1). Gene Ontology annotation, molecular function: calcium:sodium antiporter activity. Gene Ontology annotation, cellular component: membrane. Lineage: Eukaryota; Metazoa; Chordata; Actinopteri; Perciformes; Eleginopidae. The transcript is spliced from 15 exons. Bases 226 to 1995 code for a protein of 589 amino acids. Gene Ontology annotation, biological process: intracellular calcium ion homeostasis; calcium export from the mitochondrion. The record is from RefSeq and is a predicted model, not a curated record.